Ruditapes philippinarum (Manila clam) is the source of this 4754-nucleotide messenger RNA. RefSeq names its product heat shock 70 kDa protein 12A-like. NCBI's taxonomy places the organism in Eukaryota, Metazoa, Mollusca, Bivalvia, Venerida, Veneridae. The coding region runs from base 426 to 3479 and encodes 1017 amino acids. The transcript has 11 exons. Gene Ontology annotation, molecular function: ATP binding; ATP-dependent protein folding chaperone. The record is from RefSeq and is a predicted model, not a curated record.
UUGGCGGUUUAGAUAUAAGUGUCAAACCAAACUGGUGUAGUGAUUUAACAAUAAUAUCUAGUAUGUAAUGAUUAUUUGAAAUACAAGGUGUUGCUUAAAACGACGUGUGUUAAUUCAGUCAACAUAUUUAAAAAUAUAUCUAUAAAUGGGUCGUGUUAAACGUGAACAGUAUUUGUUACAUGGGUACAUUGUAAUACGGAAUAAGAAUGUAAAACACGGUGCGUAAUCGUUUCGGGCUGUUUUGGAAUAUGUCCGGGUUCCUGAACUGAUUUGGAUUUAUUGGCACCGGUUGAUUAAGAUAUAAUAGAUUGUUUGCUUGACAAGAUAACUGACACACCUGUCAACCAUGUAACUGAGCAUCAAGAAUCUGAAGUAUAUAGUUAGUUGAUUCAUUAUUUCAUAUCAACAAGAAGCAACGAUUGAAAAUGGAGAAAGGGAAGCAAUUUGAACAACAUACAAAACAGGGUGGACCGCCACGCUUAACACAGCCAUUAAUUGCAGUGGCAAUAGAAUUCAAUAUGGAGACAUCACGAUUGGCAUUCUGCACGAGAGACGAUUACAAUGAAGGCCGGAUAAGAAUAAAAUGCAAGCAGUGGUCAAAAUGUGAUAAUCUUCUAACAAUAUCAGCGCCUAGUACUGUUAUCAUUACACCGGAUGGCAAAACCUUACAUGGUUAUGGAUAUGACGCUGAAAGUUUUUAUGAUGACCUUGAACUAGAAAACGAACACGUGCAGUAUUAUAUUUUCAAAAACAUUUCGAUAAAGUUGGUAAAAUCAUUUAAAGAGACCAACGACGUUCAUCUGAUAGAUGAAAAUGGAAAAACACUCCCGGCCUUAACAGUAUUCACACUUGUUAUAAAAUUCUUUAAAACUGAAAUUCAAAGACAUUGUGAGCAAUAUUUGGAAGAGGACAAAUACUACGUAAUUAUCGUACCAGAAAAAUUUCAAGAAAUUGGGGCAAUCGAUUUUAUAAGGACAGCUGCUCUUGAGGCUGAAAUAAAUGUGAAACAGCUAGCUGUGGUAACUGAGAUAGACGCGGUAUCUUUGUUUCACCAGAAAGAAACACAUAACCAGAAGUCUAUCAUUGGAAAGAAAUUCAUGAUUGUCAAUGCUGGAAGCUAUUUUACAACCUUUGUUGUACAUGAGUCUACAGAUCUUGGGAUAGUAAAAGAAAGUACCGCUGUUGAAAUAAAAGAAGGGGGAGGCAAAGUGUUAAAGAAAGCAUUCAAGAAGUUAUUUGGACAGGACAGAUGUAUGAAAUUUAAGUCAGAAUCAAAACGAGAAUGGCUGCAGUUAAAAAAUAAAUUCCUACAGAAAGCAUUCUUGUUUUAUCCAUUAACAACAUCUAUUGUCAGGAUGAAAUUCCCAUCACCUCUCUUGCAAGACUUAAAGAAAGAUCUGCGCUCAAAAAAAUUUUCAUCAACACAAAAAUCAGAAACCUUUAAAGGCAUUUCGGUUUCAUCUGAUAAAGUAUGUGUUACCACUGAACUAAUGCAGACUACUAUUGAUCCAUCCGUACAACGGGUCAUAUAUGAUAUAAACCAAGCCAUGUUGACUUCAGCUGAUGUUGAUACAGUCGUUGUCUUUGGAGAGUUCGCGAAACUACCAAUGUUGAAGAAUGGAGUAAACAAGACUUUGUUCAACAAGGAUGUCGUAUUUUAUGGAGAUGACAUCGAAGCGGCUUUAAAAGGAGCAGUUAUAAUUGGUCUUGGUUUUGGUCAGAUUGAAAAGAUUGAUAUGGCUCAUAAUUCAGCUAUUGUAGCUGCAAUUGAUUUUGGUACUACUUUCUCUGGUUGGGCUUAUUCUCUUCGUGCAAACUUCGACUCAGAUCGGACAAAGGCUGUUACGAAACAUUGGAACUCAGGCUCUUGCCAAACAGAAAAGACCCCCACGUGUAUUCUAAUAGGACCAGACGGAAAGACAGUCGAAGCUUUUGGAUAUGAAGCUGAAGAAAAAUAUCAAGAAUUAGCUGCAAAAGAAAAGCAUAAGGAUUUCUAUUACUUUAAGCGUUUCAAGAUGUCCCUAAACAUAAAGCUUGGAGAGAAACUAGAUAGAAACAUUACACUAGAAGACGCAAUGAACAGACCGCUGCGUGCUAUGGACGUUUUUGCAAUGAGCAUCAAGUUUCUCAAAGACGACAUGUUAGGUUUUUUGCCUAACAAACAUAUUGGAUACAUCAACUUGGAUGAUAUUCAUUGGGUAUUAACAGUACCUGCUAUUUGGACCGAUGGAUCUAAACAGUUUAUGAGGGAAGCUGCCAUAAUGGCAGGAAUCAAGACAAAAAGACUAACAAUAGCUUUGGAACCAGAAGCUGCCUCAAUGUUUUGUCGUAACUUACCAAUACAAGCUACCACUUCUAACACGGGUGUCACGAUUUCCUCGUUAUCAACUGGAACGCAGUAUCUGGUACUAGAUGCAGGGGGUGGAACGAUUGAUAUAACAGUACAUGAGGUAGAUAAUGAUAACAAUAUAAAAGAAAUACAUGCAUCAAGUGGAGGUGGAUGGGGUAGCACAAUCGUUGAUAAACAAUUCGAGCGGUUAUUAGUAACUUUAGUCUCAAGUGAUGUUUACGAGCAGUUCAAACGACAUAACGCAGACGACUGGCUUGAUAUCUGGAGAGACUUUGAGGUCAAGAAAAGACAGAUUUCUUCUCCUUUUUCAGAUUCACAAUUAAGAAUGAGAAUUCCAUCCUUACUUAUUCAAAGGUAUGUCCUUGUCACAAAAGAAGAAUUUGCCAAUGUUUUGAAAAAUUCAAAAAAUAGUAAUGACAUCGAAAUCGUCAGGGACAAAAUUAACUUUUCAUCAGAACUUGCAAGAUCUUGGUUCAAAACUUCUGUCGACAAAACAGUACACAUGAUUAAAGAUAUUAUAGCGAAAAGACAUGUUAAUGUUUCGGCAAUUUUAAUGGUUGGUGGGUUUUCUGAGUCUCUAAUUUUGCAGAAUGCCGUGAAAUCAGGAUUUAAUGGAAUAGAUGUUAUUGUUCCUGAUGAAACUUCGGGCUGCGUUCUUAAAGGGGCUCUAAUUUUCGGCCACUUGCCAAAAGUCGUUACUGAACGUGUUCUAAAAUAUACGUAUGGGAUAGAGACAUUUGACAUGUUCGUACCAGGACGUCACCCACUAAGUAAACGUAUCAUUACGGACAAAGGAACGGUAUGUCAGAAGGUGUUUAGCAAACAUGCCGAAGUUGAUCAGAAGGUUAAAGUUGGGGAACCACAAGUCUGGCGUACCUACAGUCCUCAAUUUAAAUCUCAAAAACAGAUGUCAUUUUCUGUGUUUGCAUCGGACAGGCCAAACCCAAUUUAUACAGACGAGGGAUGUUCUUUGAUUGGAAAUUUGCAGAUUGACUUAGAAGAUCAUAAUGGGGCAUUGGAUCGGGAGGUUUUAGUUGCCUUCACAUUCAGCGGAACAGAAAUAGUUGUUGAAGCAAAGGAUAUGAAAACAGGAAAUCAGUCAAUUGUGGCUGUUGACUUUCUUGAAUAAGGCAUAUCCCCAAGAUGAUAUAGUUGUUUUCUGAAUUAAGAAAAGUUUUUUACUGACAUUUGUCGAAACACAUUUUAAAGAAUAGCACGUUUACCAUACGAUUGCGAGUAUACUGUGUAGAAUGAGUUGUCACUGCUUUUAACAACCAUUGAAAACGCUCUUCAUUCUUAUCUGUUCAAACGGGACAUAAAAUAACUUAAUCAAUAAAAAAUUCAGAUUCAUUAUUAAACGUUAAAGCAUCUUAGCGCAUACAGUUGUGUUAUGUGUCCUGUUAACAAUAUUGAUAAGCAUACAUACUCAUGUUUAAGGUACAAUUUCAUCAUAUAGAAAACUGCCUUCCACGAAAACAAAAUGCCUAUAAAUCAUGUCGUUACAAUUUGUUGGUUCAUAAGUAAGAUGGUGUAGGUUUUCUUUGAAAAUAACAAGUUUGAAAUGCAGUCUAAUACUAGCAACUUUACAAAUUUAUUAUUUAAUGUUAAAUAUUGAAAACUGCUUGCGCCGGUGCUAGGGGCGUGGACGGUAACUUGCAUUUUCCACUACCGUCCAUGAACAGGCUCAAUCAAAACGAACAUGCAACGUUUUCAAUUUCAGAUUCUUUAUUUCUCACUAUUUUACAUUGGAAAUGUUUCGAAAAAGAAUUACAGUUCCAUUAAUUCCAAUUAAAAUUCCAUAAUACCUUACUAUGCUAAUUUGGCACAGACGAUAUGUGUACGAUUGAAUUAAGCGUUCAAGAUUAUUUUCAAACGAUGAAUAAUGGCUUUUGUCCGCCCUGUUAUUUUCACGGGAUGGCUUCUGUCCGCCCAGUAAUUUUUACGGGAGGGUUUUUGUCCGCUCUGUCAUUUUUACGGGAGGGCUUUUGUCCGCCCUGUCACUUUCACAGAAGGGUUUCUGUCCGCCUUGUCAUUUUUGGACGGGAGGGCUUUUGUCCGGGAGGGAUUUUGUCCUACACUCGUAAAAUUUUGAUCUUAAAGCUAUCUUUAUUCGGGCAUUAAUUUUAUGCAAAAAUAUUAAUAAUUCAUUCCAUUAAUGACAUAUUUCAAAAGCCAAUUAAAAAGUUAUACUUUAGAAAAUGUUUGUUUUAAUUUCUAAUUUUCUGAGUGAAAUGAUAAAAAAGCUUAGGACAUUUAUUGAAAAAAAAUGAAAAAAUGAUCUAUACAAAAGAAUUAAAAAGUAGUUACAAAAUGAUUGGAAUAUUUUAAGUCAAUAUUCAAACACACAAUACAAUUAUCAAUUAAUGUAUAAAACCUCUGAAAACCGGAAUCCUCUGAAAACCGG